CGGAGUUGUGCAAGCGGCUGUGAGCAGCGCCAGGAAGCCAAGCAGGUUUUGUGAGUGCACCCCACACAGUGGAGCUGGCAGUUUAGUUGUGUAAGCAGUAUCUGCAGGAAGACAGAGGAGAGAAGGAACGAUCCAGGCAACAGGAAGACCAACUGAGGAAGUGAAGAGCACAGAGAGCCAUUGAUACAUGUCUGCUUGAGGAGGCAACUGGCAAAUUAAACUGAAAAGAAGUUGUCUUAUUGGUUGACGUUACAAGUUUUACCAUGUUUGGGACUGUGGUCGUUGGGAUUGGGAUUGCAGGAUCUGUGCGGAUCAGGGACUUGCUGAAUCCUUUGCCUUCCAGUCCUGCUGAGCAUCUCAGACUGUUGGGCUUUGUGUCUAGGAGACCUCUAGGUGAUGUUCAGAAAGUCAAGCAGAUAAGUCUACAAGAAGCUGUGGACAGCAAGGAGGUCACUGCUGCCAUCGUCUGUACAGAUAACCAGAACCACAGUGAGACUGUCAGGAUGUUCCUGGAGGCUGGGAAACAUGUCCUUGUCGAGUACCCUUUGGCGCUGUCUGCAAAGGAAGCACAUGAGCUGUGGGAGUUGGCAGAGCAGAAAGGCAAAAUCCUCCACGUGGAACAUAUUGAACUCCUGACUGAGGAGUACAAGCAGCUGAAGAAAGAGGUGGCAGGGAAGGAGCUUGUGAAGGGAACCUUGCACUUCACAGGUGGUGCAUUGGAUGAAGAACGCUCAGGGUUCCCAGCUUUUAGUGGGAUUGCUCGCCUGACUUGGCUAGUUGAUCUAUUUGGGGACCUCACUGUUGUCUCUGCCACAAGGGAAGAGCAGAAAGAGAGAAAUUACUCCAGAAUGACUGCACAGUUUCAGACUGCAAAAAAUAGGCCCCUGACUUGGAUUGAAGAAAGGGCACCCGGGAUGAAGCGGGACAAGGCCAUCAACUUCUGCUUCACAAGCGGGUGCUUGGAGAGUCUUCCCGAGGCCCCCCGCUCACAAGUUGGCAUCUUCAUGCAAGACCUGAUCCUCUUUGCCAAAAAGCUUUUGGGCCAGGCCUCCCAAGAGGAAGUGCUGGCUGAGAAGAGGCGGAUUCUGCUGUGUCUCGACCUUGCCGAAGAGAUUCAAAGGCUCUGUGAGCGGCCAGCAAACAUCUACUCUUGAAACUGCUUGGGAGUCGGGGGCUGGGCUGCUUAGAACUGCUGCUGCUGCUGCUGCUGCUGCUGCUGCUCCUCCUCCUCCUCCGGAAAUGGUUCUUUCUUCCAUUCCCUUCUAACUUUCCAGACACUCCAUUGUGACCAGUAAGACUUUUCUAACAAUUUUGGGCCAGUCCAGGUUUCCCAUGUCCUUUACAGGUUUGAUUUAACCUGGCAAAAGUGAACAGUGUACCACUUUUGGCUUGCCUUAGUGAAGGAGUUGGCAAAAUGUAGCCUUCCAGCCCUUCGGACCUUCUUUUCUUUCCCCAGGACAUACCUUCUCCCUGGCCAUAUUCCUUCACCCCUGACUGGCCUGGCUUUGUGCCCUCCAUGAGUGCUUUUGCCUGGGUAGAAUGUGCUCUUGAAGUCUGGUAAUAUACUUCUUGCUUUGCUUGGGUGGAAGACAAGAGGUGUAGGCACAUCUGUUGCCUGCUGUUCAGAGGUAAAAUACAUUUAUUCGCUUCCUCUACUUUACCUUUGGCCCUGCCCACCACUGGCAUGGGUCUCUUCUCUGAAAGCACCUUCUGACAACAGAACUACAGAUAGAGAAAAUGACAGCCCUAUGUUGCGUUUCCUGCCCUAAUCUACAGAAUGUUUAGUUGGACUUAAUCUGUGUUGUCUCUUCAGCCCACCUGUCUCUUUGGCUGUUGCUGGGAGGGCUGAGGAAAAGAUCCUCAAAAAUCUUGCUCUGCGUUACUGGAAGCAAGAGAACUUUCUAUGUGGCUGCUAUUUCCUGUAUCGUGUUUAGUUCUCACCCAUAUUAACUAGCUGACAGACAGGUAUAGGAGCUGCAGAACUACUUCCAUGAACUUAUGGCUCAGUUUUAACAUGGCUGGAGUUAAAAAUCUGCCCUCCAACUGGGUUUUACACUUAAUUGCCUUAUGCUGAAUUGGAACUUGAGAUUUCAGACCUCAUGCUUUGAUCCAGCUCCUUUCUGAGACUGAUUCCGUCUUAACCUGCCAUAAAGCAAGUGGGUCUACUCUAUUUUUGUGAGGAGAGUGCCUCCACAUGGUGGUAGUGAUCAUAGCAGGUGAACUGCUUGUUCUCAGGCUGUUCUAAUAUAAAUACCAGUUGUCACCAUGUAGAGGCAUAUUUGUGAGAAUCACCACACAAAGUGGGUCAAGUUAGCCUUGCGAUGCUUCUGCUACAUCUUGUAUUUGGAGUGGCUCUUGGUCAUUUUCCUGUCCCUAGAAACGCACAAUAAACUCUGCUAAUAUUCAGUUUUAAUUUGAAUAUAUGCGGGGGGGGGGGGAGUCUGAGAAGACAUACAAAACCCAUUUGAAGUGUUAGAAAUGAUAGAUUCACAGUGACUGCAUAGCAAGCAAUCUCGCCUGGAUCUAAAAAUUGAUUUGCAUAACGUAGACCUGAAAUUAUUUUUGGUUAUAUACAGUAGCUAUAGAAAGUACAAGAAAGAGGUUCAUUCUCAAAAGUAUACUGAAAGAUGAUUGUAUACUGAAACUUCUGAGGAUUAUGCCUUUCAUUUAGCACAGUGCUGUGUUAUUUCUGCCCAUUAUAGUCUUGCAUCUAUUUUGAAACGGCAAAACAUCUCAAGCGCUAUCGUCAAAGUAAGAUUUUUGGAAAGUCAAUUGUUCUAUUUCACUUGGGACUCUCUAAAUAAGAUGGCAUUUCAGGAUCCUUUCCGUAGUUCCAAUCAAUUCAGCCAUUUAUAAUUACUGCUAUGUUCUUGUAAACACUGACUCGCAAAUAGGAGCCUAAAUUUAUAUUCAUUUUAAAAAUGGAAGAAAACUUCCCAAUAUUGGGCUUGAAAUGCUUGUGGUCACAAGAUGGAAAUUUGUGCAAACAAGAUACUGUUCUGUGUCUCAAUAGAAUCAUAGAAUUGCAGAAUUGAGAGUCAUCAAGUCCAAACCCCUGCAAUCCAUGAAUCCAAACAUAGGGUCCCCCAUCCAAAAUGAAACCAUACUAUACCCCUGCUUGGCUUUUGCAAAUGUGCCGGGGGGGGGGUUGCUGCAUGUAGGUGUUCUGUGGCAUUUAUUGACUUAUCAAUAAAACAGCACCGCAUCUUUGUGAAGGGAGCAAGGUUGGUUGUUUUGCUUCUGUCAAGUCCCUGUGGCUGAUUGUGAGACUGGCAUGCAAAGAGACUGGCAUGUGCAGAACAAAACUAUUUGCACUUGGGAGUGCUACACCAAAACUGCCUCUCAGCUGCUUUGCUGAAUGCUUUUGGUGCUAGUUUUGCCUGCCCCUGCCAUAUUGCUUUGCUUCUGAUGAGGGCCAAUCCAAUGUUAUAUUGCCUGAAGCAAAACCAACCAACCCAAUGGCAUCCACUCUCCAUUGAUUAUUAUGGGGUACAGUUGCUGGGAAACUCUACUGUGCAAUAGCCUUACUGUACCCUGAAGGAUUGAUCUGUCUGUCGCCCAAGUCUGCUGCCUUGUGGUCAGGACACUGCUGUUUCUAACUUAAGGAAAAGCCUGCCUAAAUUGUAGUACAUGUGACCCUUAAAAGUACUUUUACUGCAAAUUCUGUGGCUGGACUAUCACUGGCUCCUCUCUUUACUCAUAGAAAUGGUCUAGAGGUGUACAGUGAGUGACAUGAAAAAUUGAGGAGGACCAUAGAUCUGGGCUGCAACAUAUUCUGUAAUCUUGAAACUCUCUUUUGGAGAUAACAGAAUUUCCCCUAUAUGCUGCUGCUUACAGUGUUUUGUUCAUGCUAGCAGACAAUUCUUUUUUUAAUGGCCAAAAUUCUAUAAACUGCCCCUUAGUGUAAACUUUAUAGGGCCAAAAUUAUUGUUAUUAUUUAUUUAAUUUAAUUUCCAUACCGCCCUGUACCUGAAGGUCUCAGGGUGGUUCACAUAAAAUGAAAGCCAUUGGCCCGAAUCAAAGGGAGCUGGGAAUUUUCACGAUAUAGAAAUAUCUUCCCAUUCCCCUGCCCCUCGCAGGGAAGUGAAGAAAGUCAGUUGUUGCCUUGGAGUUUUGGUAUUACUUACAUGGGAAAGUGUAGUGCAUUUGAGUUGGAUCCAGAGUAAGGCUGAAAAUCCUAUACCCAGUUACCAGGGAGUAAACUCUAUUGAAUUUAGUAGGAUUCAAAGAAAACAUGUAUAGGAUUACACUGUUUGUUAGUUCAACAUGAGUGCCAUUUAAACAAUCAGGACAAGUUCAUAAUGACUUAACUCUUACUGAUUUCUCUUGGAAGAAAGUUCUGUUAACUCACUCUGGAUCCAGCCCCUUGUUUUUUGAAAAAAUACUGCAGUUUUUACAAACAAAGGGCCUUUUUAUUUUAAUUUUUAAGACACAGUAUAUAUAACUGAUUUUUUUUAAAGAGAGAGUGAGAGAGAGAAAUCACUCACAUUCUGUGAUCUUCAAAGAUGGCACCUAAAUGCUAUCAUAUGCAUGUUCACUCAGAAGUAAGUCACAUUUAUCUGGGAGUAAAACCCAUUGAUUUAUGGAGGGCUUAUUUCUGUAGACAUACAUAGGAUUGCAUUGGAAGCAAUGCUAGACAAGAGUUAAGUGGAAUGUUGUUGCUGCAGUUAUCUUUGUCCAGUUUAACUAUAUUUUAUUGCUGAUAUGAAUGGAACUGAAGGAGGCAAAUUGUUGGUCAUUGUAUGCCUUUAGUGGCCGCCUCAGUUUUUUGUGUUCAGAAACGCCUCUGUUUCCUUGGAACCCUUUAUGUGAUGCACUGAAAUGCCUUGAUGCAUGCCUCAGAAACAUGAUGUUGUUGAUACAUUGUGCUAUAAAGUAUGCUGGUGAUUAUUGUAUGUGCUGCCUUGACUUUAAUAAAGACAUCUGAGCUCAAUUUA
Molecule: messenger RNA, 4937 nt
Organism: Podarcis muralis (Common wall lizard)
Lineage: Eukaryota; Metazoa; Chordata; Lepidosauria; Squamata; Lacertidae
Gene: BLVRA
Product: biliverdin reductase A
Biological process (GO): heme catabolic process
Cellular component (GO): cytoplasm
Molecular function (GO): zinc ion binding; nucleotide binding; biliverdin reductase [NAD(P)H] activity
Source: RefSeq, a predicted model, not a curated record